AUGCCCCUUUAUGCCUUUGGGUCCAACGGGUCGGGCCAGUUAGGCAUUGGGCACAUGGACGAUGUUCCAAUACCUACGAAAUGUCUAUUCAUACAGGGAGACGAGCCAAGUAAUUUGGAAUCCAUUAAUAAUCCUCAUUCUCAGGAUAAACCCCUACGGAUUGUUGCGGGUGGGAACCACACCUUAGUUCUUUUUGAGUCUGGAGCUGUAUACGCUGCUGGAUCCAAUAAAAACGGGAAAUGCGCCCACGACCCAGAUACAGUGCUUUCUUUAUUACGAUUUAGAAGAGUGGUUAUUGUUACAGAAGAGGGAAGACGGGUUGAUCGAUUCAAGGUCAUUUCGGCAACGUGGGAAGCGUCCUUUUUUGUUGAUGCAGAGCAAGGCCAUCUCUAUGUUUGUGGAUUGGGAAUGAAGGGAGAGUUGGGGUUAGGGGAAGCCUGCAUGGAGGCGAGUAGGCCAAUGCGGAUUUUAAAUUUUCCACCAGCUGGAAAGGAAAUCACUUCUAUCUCCAGCAGUGUCUCUCAUACAGUAGUCACACUGUCGACUGGGGAGGUGUACGGAUGGGGGAUAUCGAGAAAAGGUCAAUUGGGAGAAUGGAAUAUACAGAACAAGAUUUUAUGGGAGCCAAGAAAGAUCGAAGAUGUUGCGUUUUUUGCUUGUCAGAUUGCGUGUGGAAGAGAAUUUACGGUUAUUGGUGGGGAGGCGGUGACAGGUGAAUUUGCCAUUUUAGGAUCGAAUAAGUGGGAUAUCAGGUCUGACGUUCCGAAAGACAUUAAGAAUUACGAAAUGGUGGCAGCUAGUUGGCAUGGUAUAUAUGUCCAUAGACUGGAUGGUUCUGCCAUAUCGUGGGGGAGAAAUGAUCGCGGUCAGUUACUUCCACCACACCUCCCACAGCCAACCAAGCUGGCUGUAGGCAGCGAACACGUCAUUGCCAUAAUCGAGAGCACAAAUGUGGUGGCUUUUGGAUGGGGCGAGCAUGGUAACUGUGGACCAAACACAGAUGCACAGGGGAAUGUGGCUGGGCGAUGGAGCAAGAUUCCCCUGACUAUUGAGGGACGGGGUGCGGUCACAAACGUCGGUGCAGGCUGUGCUACAAGUUGGAUUAUGACAGCCUAA
Paracoccidioides brasiliensis Pb18 is the source of this 1116-nucleotide messenger RNA. RefSeq lists its product as uncharacterized. The record is from RefSeq and is a predicted model, not a curated record. The transcript has a single exon. The coding region runs from base 1 to 1116 and encodes 371 amino acids.